AUGGCUGGGGACGUCGCCUCGGGGGUCAUUUUCAAGUUGCUGCUGCCCCUCUUUCUUUUAGUAGCCAUUUCCUUUCGGUACAAUGGACUGUCCCUGGUUUAUCUCUCCUUUCUCCUCCUCGUUCCCCUGUUCCCUGAACCCACAAAUAUCACCAUGCGAGGAAACACAGGGACAUUCCUGCAAUCCAUAUGCUUUACGAGCAUCACCUUCCUGGCUUUACAAGCAGGAUUCCAAAUCACCUUCAUCUACGUCCCACGAGACGUACAGCACCCUUUCAUUAGCACAGUCCCUCUUCACAGACUGAGCGAGGUGAGUGGAUGGAAUACAGUGCGUCUCCUGGCUCCAGACUUGGGGAUGUUCCUUGCUGGGGUUGUGAUAUACAGGCUGUGCAAGAAGCUGGUGAGACCCAGGCAACCCCUCACAGCCCAUGACAACGACAACAUGCAGCCUGACAACGAGGAGAUGGGACAGAUGGAUACAGAGGAAAGUGCCGAGGAGACAGAGGAGUUGACCUACAGCACCACAGAGGAGACAAAAGAGCCAGAAAACAGAAGACCAAAGUUUAUCCUGAAGAUCAUUACCUUCAUAGGAGGACUCCAAUUAUUACUUGGAGAGAUCCUGAACACAGCUGGGAAGGUUGUGGUGACGAUUCUGCUUGGAUUAGCAGGUAUAACGGUGCCCUCGCUGACGUCUGGAUUGUACUUCUUCACUUUCCUGGCCGUGGUGUCGUGGUGGUCCUGCUGCAGGACAAUCAGCCUGGUGCUCUUCAGCAGCCUGUGUGUCAUGAUGGCUAUCUUCAGCAUGGGGCACCUGGUGGGGCUCUACCUGUACCAGCUGCAGUUCUUCCAGGACCUCGUGCCUCCUCACGACAUCUACGCCAGGUUGUUUGGAAUGACAGCGUUCAUCCAGACGAACGCCUCCGAGCCCUCCAGGCUGCAGCUGCACGCUGGGGUGACCUGGCCCGUGUUUCUGAACCCCCUGGUGCUGCUGGUUCUCUACUUCACCCUCGUCGCUCUGCUCCAGAAGUGGGUCUACAUCACUGAGGAGGUCACCCUGCCAAAGUGUGACAGCAAACUCACCAACGGAGCCCACAAUCUGGGCAGGAUGAUGUGGACUUCGGGAAACGACAUGAAAAAAGUAACCAAUGUCAAGAAGUAUUUUGCCUGUGGAGAGGACAGACUUCUUACCAGCAUGGACGAGGAGAUUAGCUCACAUGAGCACGUGACGUAUGUGCCGAAUGGUAACUAUCAGGACUCGGCUGGGCUGAAUAACCAAGAGCAACAUGCUGGAGGCUUCACCCCUCCCAUAUACCUGAGCUCAGAGGAGGAUGCGGAUGAGGAGGAGAGCUCUGAGGCCGACGCAGAGACUCCCUGGAGCCGUGUGGCUGAGCCCAGGGGGCUGAUGGCAUUCGCUCAGUUCAUCAUGAAGCAGAGCUACGUCAGCGCACUCAUCGUCAUGAUGACCUGGAGCAUCACCUACAACAGCUGGCUCACCCUGGUGCUGCUGAUCUGGUCCUGUGUGAUCUGGAUGCUGCGAGACCGCCGGCGCUACGCCUUGCUCAGCUCCCCGUUCCUGGUGCUCUACGGCAACGUGCUGGUCGUCUGCAACUUCUUCACGGGGCUGACGCUGAGGCAGGACGAGCUGUUCCCAGGGAUCCCGGACCCCGUGCUCCAGGACUUGGACCUGAAGCGGUACCCCACCCCCUGUGUGCACCUGGUUGCCAAGGUCACUUACACCUUUACUUUCUGUUUGUUACUACGGCAACACCUGACCGAAAAGAAGGAGCUGGAGACGCUGAGAGAGGAGCCACUGGCUGAGGUGAAAGUGUCAGAGGCGGGGCAGGACGAGAGCAGGGCGGCUGUGAUGGAGGUCCUGGGCUCGCUGAUCAAAGGGACGCUGGUCAAGUACUGGAUCUACUUCUGCUGUUCCAUGUUCUUCGUUGUCAGCUUCUCCGGGAAAGUGGUGGUCUACAAAAUCCUCUACAUCAUGCUGUUCCUCUUCUGCAUAGCCCUGUAUCAGGUGCGUUAUGACCUGUGGCGACGGGUGCUGAAGUAUUUCUGGAUCGUUGUGGUGGCCUAUUCCACGGCCGUUCUGAUCAUCAUCUACAUUUACCAGUUUAAAACAGUCUCCGGGCUCUUCCGACAGACCCUUGGCAUGUCUGAGGAGGGGUUGAGGGAUCUGGGUCUGGAGCAGUAUGACACAGUGGAGCUGUUUGCCCGGAUCCUGCUGCCCUCCUCCUUCCUGCUCGCCUGCAUUCUCCAACUGCACUACUUCAACAGCGACUUCCUGACCCUGACCGACCUGAGCAGCAUCCCCGUCCGAGAGGGGCCCUGCAGGUCCACGAGCAUUGAAGACACAAUGAAAGUGAACGUGUGUGUGAUCGCAACAAGGUUUGGCACAGAACAGCUGAGUGGCUGGAGUGAAGACACUCUGGACCAGAUGGGACUCUCUGAGCUGGACGGGCCGGGGGACGCCAGCGGAGAGGUUUCUGAAGAGGACAUUCUCACCAAGUGGGUGCAGGUGGUGGACAGGGUGACCCUGCUGGUGCUGAAGGCUUUGAGGAUGCUGCACAGAGCGCAGGUGAUAGUGUGGAGAUGCCUGGAGCUGCACAUCAUCAAGAUCAUCUCCACCGCCAUCAUCUGGAUCACGCUUACAGAGGUCUCCCUGAUGAAUUACCUCUUCAUGGUCUUGUGGACGUUCGCGCUGCCCUUCCCGAGGCUCCGCCCCCUCGCAUCCAGCAUCUCCACAGUAUGGGCUUGUGUCAUGAUUGUCUGUAAGAUGAUGUACCAGCUGAAGUUCCUCCGGCCGCACGAGUACUCCUCCAACUGCACCACAAAGCUGCUGCCUGUGAACUGGAGCCACACUCAGACAAACCUGGAAGAGCUGCUGAGGAAGUCUGUGCUGUACACGGCGCCUGUGGACCCUGCAGAAUGGUGUGGGGCGCUGAGGAAGUGUGCAGACAGCAGCCUGCCCUGCCUGCGGAAUCACCUCGCUAUCUUGGCCCUGCUGGCAUUCGAGGUGACCGUGCACCGCCACCAGCUCUACUACCGGCUCCACAACGCUCUGAAACCGCCCGUAACGGAUAGCCUGUUUGAGGGCGUCACUCGGCAGCACCUGGACGAUGGGGUGGUCAGCUGCAUGAAAUACUUCAUCAACUACUUCUUCUACAAGUUUGGACUGGAGGUGUGCUCCGUGGUGGCAGUGAACGUGAUCGGACAGCGGAUGGAUUUCUAUGCCAUGCUCCACUCCUUCGCCCUGAUCGCCGUGCUCUCCAGACGCAGGAGGAAGUCCAUCGCUGAGAUCUGGCCCAAAUACUGCUGCUUCACUGCCAGCCUCAUGACCUUCCAGUACCUGCUGUGCGUCGGCAUCCCUCCUGCACUCUGCACAGAUUACCCCUGGAGGACCGGCAGCACACCCCUGAACUCCAACCUGAUUAAAUGGCUCUACCUGCCAGACUUCGCCAGGAGGCCAAACCCCAUCUUUUUAAUAUAUGACCACAUGCUGCUGCUGUGCGCCUCUCUGCAGUGGCAGGUCUUCGAGGACGAGAACACGACGGCUGUCCGCCUCCUGGCCGGCGACAACGUGGAGAUCAGCCGCAGCCUGGACCCCCGGACCCUCAGCCAGUACAUCCCUGUCCCGGACUUCAUACACUGCAGGUCUUAUCUUGACAUUGUCAAGAUGUUCGUGUUCAGCUACUUCUUCUGGUUUGUGCUGAGCCUGAUCUUCAUCACGGGCACCACACGGAUCAACAUCUUCUGCAUGGGCUACCUGAUCUCCUGCUUCUACUUCAUGCUGUUCGGAGGAAGCCUGCUGCUCAAGCCGGUCCGACACAUCCUGAAGCUGUGGGACCUUCUCAUCGGCUACACGGUCCUGGUCAUCGCCAUGAAGAACAUCCUGUCUCUGGGAGCCUGUGCCUAUCUGCACAUCUUGCUGAAGAACAGCUGCUGGUUCAUCCAGACGUUCAGUAUGGUCUGCACUAUAAAAGAGUAUGACGUCCCCUCCCCCGAUGAUGAGUGUGAGCUCCCGGAGGGCGAGGCAGGGAUCGUCUGGGACGCUAUCUGCUUCACCUUCCUCCUGGCCCAGAGGAGGGUCUUCGUCAGCUACUACUUCCUUUACAUAGUGGCUGAUCUGAAGACCUCCAAGAUCCUAGCUUCCAGGGGUGCCGAGCUGUUUGAGGCCAAGGUGAAGAAGGGGAUUGCAGCGAGGCUGGAGCUGGAGAAGAAAUCCAUGGAACUGCUGAAGAAACAGAUGGAGAAGAUUAAAAUGAAACAGAGGAAGAUUGAGGACGGGAAAGCCAUCGCUCCAGCACAGGGGGUCCUGCCGGAGCGGGAAGAGGAGGCUCAGCGAGACAGGGAUGAAAAGGGGGACCAGAGUGAUAAGAAGAAAUGGUGGCAGCCAUGGGUGAACCACACCACCAUGAUCCGCAGCGGCAGCUACUACCUCUUUGAGAGCGACAGCGAGGAUGACGAAGAUGAACAGGAAGAGAAGGAGGAAGAAGCCCCCAAAAAGAAAACAAGCUUGCAGCUGGCUUACGAAGCCUGGUCCACCAGCUCCAAAGCUGCUCUGAAGGUCAGGAAAGAAGAAGAGUCGGCUCUGAGGAAAGAGCAAAAGAGAAAAGCAAAACUGGAGCGGCAGCAGCAACAAGGCAUGGAGUCAGCGGAGUUAAGCGAAGAUGAGCUCGAUCAAACCACUGACGAUGACGAGGUUGUGGAAGAGGAAGAGAAUGUGAUCCAGCGUAUCAUAGACACAGUGAAGUUUGCCUGGGUCUUCAUUCUGUCUCUCACUGACGACCUGAUUGAGGGGCUGAACUCCUUCUGUAAAGACUACCUGGACAUCGCCAAAGUGUUACGAUUCGAGCGAGCCAUGCUGGGGCAACAACUGAAAAAAGGGAAACAGGCAUCCCAGGCCACUAUCCAGGCGUUUUACAGGGCCAGGUUAUCGCAGCAGGCUACUCUAGAGUCACCUGCAGAGGAGGAACAGGUGACCCCCUCACCGUCUUCCCGGGGGUACCAGAAAGUGGCCAGCUCCGACUCCAAGCUCUCCUGGGGAAGCAGUGAAUCCAGCUGCCCGAUGGAAGUGACCACCCUGGUCUCACGGCAGCCCCCCCAGGAUGACCUGGAGGAGCCCCCUGCCCCUCCUGACACGCCCCCACCCAGGGCCAGCGACCGCCUCCGCAGAAAGCUCCUCAAGACCGCGAACUUCGACAUGUCCUCCAUUGACAGCGACAGUGUGGUUUUAUGCAGCCACACAGGCAUGACUUAUGAAGACGAGGAGGAUGAGGAGGAUGAGGAGGACGCGGAGAGGCUUCAGGACCGGAUCAAGUACCUGGAUCCCUUCCCUGCCUCGUUGGAUGGACUGGGACCAUGCCCAGUGCGGGGGGAGUCCCUGGACAAGAUCGACCUGGAGAGUCCGAGGCCGCUCACGCAGGACACACGCACCCUGACCGCCAGCGAGCUGCUGCUCAACAAGAUGUUCCAGGAUGAAGGGAUGGGGCAGUCGGAAAGGUUCUUCCAGGACCUGCCUCGGCCGCUCAGGGUGCUCCUGGCCCUCUACAACACCAUGGUGUGCAAGUCUGAGAUGCUGAGCUACUUCGUCAUCAUCCUGAACCACAUGGUGUCAGCUUGCAUCCUGUCACUGGUGCUGCCCAUCCUCAUCUUCCUCUGGGCCAUGCUGUCCGUGCCCCGCCCCACCAAGCGCUUCUGGAUGACAGCCAUUAUCUACACCGAGAUCAUCGUGUUUGUGAAGUACCUCUUUCAGUUCGGGUUCUUCCCCUGGACCACCACUGCCUACAGAGGGAUCAACGCGGACCGGCCCUUCGCUCUCCCGAACAUCGUCGGGGUGGAGAAGAAGGACGGCUAUGUGAUCUUUGACCUGGUGCAGCUGCUCGCCUUGUUCUUCCACAGGUCCAUUCUGAAGUGUCAUGGCCUGUGGGACAAUAAGGAGGUUGACAUACCGGACUUUCUCAAAAAGUUAAAGCGGAAGAAACAGAAGAGACGAGAGCCUGCCAAGGAUGAAGACAAGGGCAGAGACGGCACUUCACCCUUCGUCUACCUCCAGGGCUCCACAGGACUGGGCUUCAGGAGGCGUAAGAGAGAGGGAGACCACACAGAGGGGAAAGGUACGGAGCUUUUCAGAAACAAAGAGCCUCCCAAAAGAAAAAAGUCUCUGAAAAACAGAUCCACAACCAGAAAGGGAAUAAUCAGGGAAAAGAUCAAGAAGAUGAUGCUGGAGGCUAAAUCCAAGUCUAUAGAAAUAGCUCUCCAGGUCUACCUGCCGGUACGACAGUUCUUCUAUGACAUCAUCCACCCUGAAUACAGCCCGGUGUGUGACGUCUACGCCCUGAUGUUCCUCGUCGAUGUCAUUAACUUCAUUAUCAUCAUUUUCGGAUACUGGGCGUUUGGGAAGUACGGCGCGGCGGCAGACAUCACAGAGUCCCUGUCGGAGGACCAGGUCCCCGAAGCCUUCCUGGUCAUGCUGCUCAUCCAGUUCGGCACCAUGAUAGUGGACCGGGCUCUGUACCUGCGCAAGACGCUGCUCGGGAAGUGCGUCUUCCAGGUGGUGCUGGUCUUCGGGAUCCACUUCUGGAUGUUCUUCAUCCUGCCGGGGGUCACAGAGAGGAGGUUCAACCAGAACCAAGUGGCCCAGCUCUGGUACUUUGUCAAGUGCUUGUAUUUUGGCCUCUCUGCCUACCAGAUCAAAUGUGGCUACCCAAACCGGGUCCUCGGCAACUUCCUGACCAAGAGUUACAACUACGUGAACCUGUUCCUCUUUCAGGGAUUCCGCAUGGUCCCCUUCCUCACGGAGCUGCGCGCUGUCAUGGACUGGGUGUGGACGGACACAACGCUCAGUCUGUCCAGCUGGAUCUGUGUGGAGGACAUCUACGCCAACAUCUUCAUUCUCAGGUGCUGGAGAGAGUCUGAGAAGAAAUACCCGCAGCCCUCCGGCCAGAAGAAGAAGAUGAUUGUGAAGUACGGGAUGGGCGGCCUGAUCAUCUUCUCCCUCAUCUCCAUCAUCUGGUUCCCCCUUCUCUUCAUGUCGCUGGUCAAGUCUGUGGCCGGAGUCACGAACCAGCCCUUGGACGUCUCCAUUCAACUCAGCAUUGGGGGUUACGAGCCUUUAUUUACAAUGAGCGCCCAGCAGCAAAACCUGGCCCCUUAUUCUCAAUCUGCAUUCAACCAAAUGAUCAACCUGUUUGCAACCAAUCCAUCUGCCAUGCAGUUUAUAGUGAACUACAUGCCGGAGGAUAUCGUCACUGCCAAAAUCAAAACCGACGCCAGCUUGCUGUGGAGCAUUAGCCCAGCCAGCCGAGAGGCAAUGAUUGAAGAGCUGAGCAAUUCAUCUCAAAUCUACAUCACCCUGCAAUGGACUAUACUCAGGAACGUCUCUCUCGUCAUGAACGCCGAGACGGUUGGGAAGCACACGGUGAGGUACGAAGAUAAAGAGAUGAUGGAUCAGAUCGUUCAGAUGCUAAGAGGGAGCAGGAAGGAGCCAGUGAUUAUCAAGUCUCUCUUGCCCAAAUACAUAAGAGCUCCCUCUGGCCCUGAAGCAAAGAUUAUCAAUCGUCUCUAUGUAGUCCACUCUAACAGGACGGGCAGCUCCUUCAGACCCCUCGCUAUAAAACUUCAGCAGGUCAACGUCAGCCUCUCCUCGGAGCUGGCCCUGGAGUGGUGGGUGGUGCGCGAGUGCCGGGAGGGCAGCGAGAGGGCGGGCCCCAGCUGUGACCACAUCGAGCUGGUCAUCUUCAACGACAAGGUCAGCCCUUCCAGCCUGGGCUUCCUCGCAGGAUACGGCAUCGUGGGCCUCUACAUGUCGGUGGUGCUGGUGAUCGGGAAGUUCGUGCGCGAGUUCUUCAACGGGAUCUCGCGCUCCAUCAUGUUCGAGGAGCUGCCCUGCGUGGACCGCGUGCUCAAGCUGUGCACCGACAUCUUCGUGGUGCGGGAGACCGGAGAGUUGGAGCUGGAGGAGCAGCUCUUCUGCAAGCUCAUCUUCCUGUACCGCUCCCCCGAGACCAUGAUCAAGAUGACCCGCGAGAAGGAGGAGGGAGGGAGAGACAGAGCCAGCUAGGGAAUCGGAGAGGCAACUGCAAACUGGGUUUGAACAUGCUGCUUAGCAGUGAUGUCGGGAUAUUACUCUGCGAUGGAUCAGCAACUCAUUAUAAUAAGACAGAGUAGUGUAACACUCGCAAUCUUCAUCGAGGAAACAGUGCAAACGAACAGAAGAGUCGACACGAGAGAACAAUUAUCAGCAAGGAAACGGCGCUGUUCUAGAUGUAAACACAGGACCGUGCAUGCU
This is a messenger RNA of Acipenser ruthenus (sterlet), 8292 nucleotides long. RefSeq names its product piezo-type mechanosensitive ion channel component 2-like. NCBI's taxonomy places the organism in Eukaryota, Metazoa, Chordata, Actinopteri, Acipenseriformes, Acipenseridae. The record is from RefSeq and is a predicted model, not a curated record. The coding region runs from base 1 to 8064 and encodes 2687 amino acids. The transcript has 53 exons.